ACCAUAAAAUUAAACAGAAUUUGCUUCUCUGUUAACCCACCCUCCACCUUGUAUACAUCACUCUAAUAACACUGCUGCAAGAAUGAGGUGUUUGAGAUAAAACUUGAAGAAAGCAGAAAAGCUAGUCACGCACAUAGCUGGUUUGGGAAUAAGAGUCAGAGGAUCAAAGAGCUGACAGUGAGGAGACCACCAGAGCAACGAGUGUGGGAAGGAGAGGCCAGGGACAGUCCUGGGGCAGCAGCCUGAAGAAGCAGGGGAGGGGAGGACCAGCCAGCAAAGGCGACUGAAGAAAAUGACAAGGAACGAAAGGAGCCAGUGUCGUUCCAGGAUGUGGCCGUGGACUUCUCCCAGGAGGAGUGGCAGCAGCUGGACCCUGACGAGAAAACAACCUACAGGGAUGUGAUGCUGGAGAACUACAGCCACCUGGUCUCCGUAGGGUACGAUAGCACCAAACCAAAUGUGAUCAUCAAGUUGGAGCAGGGAGAAGAGCCGUGGAUAGCAGAAGGCGACUUCCCAUGUCAGACCCACCCAAAAGUCUGGAAGGUUGAUGACAUGAUAAACAGAAUCCAAGAAAAUGAAGAUGAAUGUUCAAGGCAUGCUGUUUAUAUCAACAGCAAAACCCUGCUUGAAGAGAGAAAAAAUGCAUUUGAUAAAACUUGUAAUACAGAAACAAGCCUUGUUCCUUCAAGCAUAUCUCAUAAUUGUGUCUCAUGUGGAAAGAAUUUAGACUCUACUUCGGAAUUAAUUAUUAGUGAUGGAAGCUAUGCAAGAAAGAAAUCUGAUGAGUGUACUGAAUGUGGGAAAAUGUAUCAUGGAGAGAAACCCUAUGAAUUUGAUCAAAAUGGGGAAGGCUAUUCUCAAAAUGAAAGUAUUCUUCAGAAAAUUAAUAUUUUGGAGAAACCAUUUGAAUAUAAUGAAUGCAUGGAAGCCUUAGACAAUGAAGCCGUUUUCAUUACUCAUAAGAGAGCUUAUAUCGGGGAGAAGCCCUAUGAGUGGAAUGAUUCUGGAUCAGAGUUCCUCCAGAUGUCAAAUUUUAAUGUGUACCAGAGAUCACAGUUGGAAUUGAAGCCCUUUGAAUGCAAUGAAUGUGGAAAAUCCUUCUGUAAAAAGUCAAAAUUCAUUAUACAUCAGAGGGCUCACACAGGAGAGAAACCUUAUGAAUGUAAUGUAUGUGGGAAAUCCUUUAGCCAAAAGGGAACUCUCACUGUACAUCGGAGAUCACACUUGGAGGAGAAGCCCUAUAAGUGUAACGAAUGUGGAAAAACCUUCUGUCAGAAGUUACAUCUCACUCAGCAUCUGAGAACUCAUUCAGGAGAGAAACCCUAUGAAUGUAAUGAAUGUGGGAAAACCUUCUGCCAGAAGACACAUCUCACUCUACACCAGAGAAAUCAUUCAGGAGAGAGACCGUAUCCAUGUAACGAAUGUGGUAAAUCCUUCUCCCGCAAGUCAGCCCUCAGUGACCAUCAGAGAACACACACGGGAGAGAAACUUUAUAAAUGUAAUGACUGUGGGAAAUCCUACUACCGAAAAUCUACCCUUAUUACACAUCAGAGAACACACACAGGAGAGAAACCCUAUCAGUGUAGUGAGUGUGGAAAAUUUUUUUCUCGGGUGUCAUAUCUCACUAUACAUUAUAGAAGUCAUUUAGAAGAGAAACCCUAUGAAUGUAAUGUAUGUGGCAAAACCUUCAAUUUAAAUUCAGCCUUCAUUAGACAUCGGAAAGUACACACAGAUGAGAAACCCCAUGAAUGUAGUGAGUGUGGAAAGUUCUCCCAGUUCUCCUAUCUCACUGACCAUCAUACUACUCCUUUAGGAGAGAAACCCUAUGAAUGUAAUGAAUGUGGGAAAACCUUCCUGGAAAAUUCAGCCUUCGAUGGGCACCAGUCACUUCCAAAAGGGGAGAAAUCCUAUGAAUGUAAUAUAUGUGGAAAAUUGUUCUCUGAGUUGUCAUAUUACACUAUACAUUAUAGAAGUCAUUCAGAAGAGAAGCCCUAUGGAUGUAACGAAUGUGGGAAAACCUUCUCCCAUAAUUCAUCCCUCUUUAGACAUCAGAGAGUGCACACAGGAGAGAAACCCUAUGAGUGUUAUGAAUGUGGAAAGUUCUUCUCUCAGAAGUCGUAUCUCACUAUACAUCAUCGAAUUCAUUCAGGAGAGAAGCCCUAUGAAUGUAGUAAAUGUGGAAAAGUCUUCUCUCGGAUGUCAAACCUCACUGUCCACUACAGAAGCCAUUCAGGAGAGAAACCCUAUGAAUGUAAUGAAUGUGGGAAAGUCUUUUCUCAGAAGUCAUACCUCACUGUACAUUACAGAACUCAUUCAGGAGAGAAGCCCUAUGAAUGUAAUGAAUGUGGUAAAAAAUUCCACCACAGGUCAGCCUUCAAUAGCCAUCAGAGAAUCCAUAGGAGAGGAAAUAGAAAUGUACUUGAUGUGGAAAAUCUCCUGUGAAGUCAAGUGUCAUUUUAGAAAAUCCUCUGAAUAUAAAUGAUUUGGUGUCAAAUAUCAUGGUCUGAGAGUUCAUGUUUCUGAAGGGGGGAAAGCAUUUAGGCAUUAGAUUCAUUUUAAUCUGAAUUUUCACAGAGAAGAAUCCCUCAGAAUGCAGUGAGAAGCAAAGCCUUCAGCAAGACCCUACAACUCAUUGGAUACUAGAUUAUACAGUAGUGAAACUUGAUAAAUAUUUAAUGUUUAUUUUGGAUUCAAGUUGUAUUUACAUAUCAGGGAAUCAUACCAACGUGAAAUCUGUUAAAGUGAUAAAUGUGGAAAAAUAUAUUGUCUUGCAAAUGUUAUACUAAAAGCCAUAUUUCUGAUGUAAAAUCACGUUUAUAAAAAGAUAUCAGAAGCUGUCAGCUCUGAAUAAACCUUCAUUGUAUAAUGAAGCUUUCAAAUCAUCAGGAUUUGAUAAUGAGGUCAGUAGCAUUAAAUACACAUAUGGAAGUUUCCAUCAGGUUUUAAAAAUGCAAUCUAACAAUAAUUGUAUGCAGUUCUAUGCAAGUUUGGAUUUGAAUAAUUUGUGAAAAGGCAGUAUUCUUAUUUGAGUAUUAAGAUGGCAAAAUGUACCAACCCAGGUCAUAGUGCUGACAUGAUGUUUGACAGGUACAAAGUAAAAUACAUAAUUUUCUAUUCUUUAGAGGCAUUUACAAAUGGGUUUCUAAUAAAUGUCUCAUCAAUAGAGAAACCAGUGACUUUUGUAUUUUCCAACUACAUUUGAGCAAAAAAUAUUUUAAAAUAUACUAUUUUCAUAAGCUAUGCAUAAUUUGGAAUUAAGUUUGUUUCAAUGAAAAAGGACAUCUGUACCUUUAAUACUUUAAAAUAUGCCCAGCUCAUACCACUUUUGUUUUUAAUCCAUAAGUUUGAGUGUGCAGUGUGCCAAUAUUAUGUAAUUCAGAAAUUUUAUCUGUACUUUUAUAUUAGUACAAUGUCAUUAUUUUGUACACUGCCCCUUAUUUCCAGUAUUUUGGAACAAAUUAAUACAUGUUUCUAGCAGACAUUUUUGGUUGAUUAACUCAAUGCCCUUUCUCCCCUCUUUCCAUACUGAAAGAGUUUGAGUGUCUGUCAUUUCUUCACAUGACUCAGAGUAAACCCUGAUUAGUCUAAACCAAUCAUGAUAAUUCCAUUCUGAUUGCCAGUAACUCUUUUAUAAUGUGCACAUGGCCCAAUCCUGGGCAAACAAAAGUGAUCAAAUAUGUCUUACUCCAGUAAUGCGAGGAUGUUUUAAUAAUCAAAAAUCAAUCAUGAACAUAUCACAUGAAGAAAAGUAGCCUGGUGGGCAGGAAGUUAAUAUGGUAAAGUCACCAUCCAUUUAUGUUCUUAGCAAACUGGAUAGAAAGGAACUUCUUUCAUUGGGUGAAAAGUAUCUUAAACUACAAACAACAGCAUACCUAAUGGUGAAAUAGUGAAGGUUUCCUCCCAAGAUCAAAAAAAUAGACAAGGAUAUUUACUAUCACUAACCAGUAUUGUGUAGGAGGACCUAGCCAGAAAAGUAAGGGGAAAAAAGGAAUCAAAAGGCAUAAGGAUCAGAAAGACGUAAAGCUUUUCUUUGCAGAUGACAUGAUUUUGUACAUAGAAAAUUCUGAGGAAUAUACCAAUAAUUAGAAUUAAUGAGUAAAUUUAGCAGGGUCCCUUUAUACAAGUUCAUUAUGAAGAAUUUUUUUUAAUAUACCAGCAAUGAUAAUGAAAAAUGAAAGUAUCAAAAGCAAUACUACUUACAGUAGCAUGAAAAAUCCUCAAGUGCCUAGGAGAAAAAUUAUCUAACCAUAUUUUCAAGAAUUAUGUCCAGAAAAAACAAUUACAAAACUGAGAGGGACAUAUCUAGUUCUUGGAUUCCAGGACAAUCUUAAAAAGAUGUCAGUUUUCCCCAAAUUAAUUCAUAUAUUCAAUGCAAUAUUAAAGUCCUAGCAGUUCUUUAAAAUUUAGCUAAUUCUGAAAUUUAUGUAAAAAUUCAAAAGACCGAUAAUAGUCAAAGCUAUCUUCUAGAAUCAAUAGCAAGAGGACCUAAUAUUGCCAGAUAUCAAGACCGGUUAUAAAGCCAUAGAAGUUAUGAUGGUGUAGUAUUGACACAGAGAUAAAUUGACCAGUGGAACAGAAUAUAGAAUUCAGAAACACCCAUACAUCAUAACAUCAGUUGAUCUCUUUAUGAAGAUGACAAUGCAGUAUAAUGGGGGAAACGAAGUUCUUUCCAAUAAAUGUGCUGUUAAAUUAUAUUUCAUAAUAGAACAUCGGAAAAUCAACUGAGAUGAGUUGCAGAUCUAUAUAUGAAAUGUAAAGUAGUAAAACUAUAAGGAAACUUAGAGGAGAGUGUAACCUUACGCUAAACAAAAUUUUCUUAAGAUUCGAAAAGCACCAAACCAUAAAACGUUAAUUUGGAUAUGUUAGAUUUUAAAACUUCUGUUUAUCAAAAAGACCCAUUAAGAAAUCAAAUAGGCAAACCACAGAGGGGGAGGAGAUACUUGCAGUUCAUACACAUGACUGCACACUUGAGUGUAGAGGGGCUGGUGUUUCGGAGAAGUGGCCAGAUAGUAUUUUGGGCUUUGCAGGCUAGAGAGUCUGUCACAGUUACUCACUUGGCUACCGUAUGGUGAAAGCCAUAAACAAAAACAGAUGAACGUGGCUAUGUCCCAGUCACACUUCACAAGCACAGAUGGCAGUCUGGAUAUGGCCUGCAGGCCAUAGUUGGUGACCCCAGAUAUAAAAUAUAAAAAGAACACCUGCAAAUCAAAAACAUAGAAAAUGGGCAAAAGACCUGGAUACCCACUUCACAAAAGAGGAUAGCCAGAUAGCCAGCAAACAUGAAAAGGUAUAUUAAUUUAUUAGUAAUCAAGAAAAUGCAAAAAUUUAAAAUACCAUGUGGUACUUCUACCCAUCCACUGAAAUGGUUAGAAUGAAAAAGCAUCCAGUUUGGGCAAGUUUAAGCAAGAGGAAGUUGACGCUGCUGAUGGUGGUGCUGAUUGAUAGAACCAUUGUGGAAACCUGGUACUAACAGUUGAACAUGUGGAUACCCUUUUAACCCAAACCUAGCAGAAAUGAUAUGUCUACCAUGCAUGUUUACGAUCACCAAAGGACAUGUGCUAGAACAUUCAUGUCGUAAAUCUGCAGAAACCAGAACUAAAUGAAGGUGUGUAUGCAGUGCAGUGAAUGAACCUAAGUGGAAUGUUUCCACUAUAGAAUGCUGUAAAGCAGGCCGGCCGAGUGGCUCAGUUGGUUAAGAGCUCGCUCAAGAGUGUGAGCUCUGAGGAACAGCAGUUCGAUUCCCGGCCCGGGCUGAGCUGCCAACAGGUGGCAGGAUGGCUCAGCUUUAAAAAAAAAGAAUGCUGUAAAGCAAAGAGAAUGAACAAACACUAAGAGCUCAAUCCAGACAAAAACACCUUGUAUGAUUCCAUGUACACACAGUGUAAGAACAGGCAAAACUUGUCUAUGCAGCUAGAGGUCAGGACAGCGCUUAGCCUUGGCAAAGGCUGGAAAGGGCAUUUAACUGGUGCUGAUAAUACACUUCCUAAACCUGGGUGCUGAAUAUCUCAAGUGUUCUGUGCACUUAAGGUAUGUGUGUUUUUCUGCAUGUAAUACUUUCAUAAGUUUUUUAAAAUUACAGAUGUCAACCAUUUUUGUUGCUCAGCACUCUUGCCAUAUUUUUCUAGAUGUGUAUAAAUAUGCUGUGUAACAGAAAUUAAAUGGUAGAUUUUGCAUAAUUCUGUGCGGGAAAUACUCUAGUGGUUUUAAUGGCAACUACUAAGAUUUCCUACACUGUGAUCUUAAAACAAUAUAAUGUAUAUUUUAAGUAAAAUAUUUGAAAGGUGGUGGGGCCAUUACAUGUUUUGUCACCCUACCCUUUUGCAUAUAUAAAUGGGUCUGAACUGCCUCUUCAAUAAAGAACUAAUGUGUAUAAACAUUU
This is a messenger RNA of Hipposideros armiger (great roundleaf bat), 6379 nucleotides long. RefSeq names its product RB associated KRAB zinc finger (gene RBAK). The transcript has 4 exons. Gene Ontology annotation, molecular function: RNA polymerase II cis-regulatory region sequence-specific DNA binding; DNA-binding transcription factor activity, RNA polymerase II-specific. The record is from RefSeq and is a predicted model, not a curated record. Gene Ontology annotation, cellular component: nucleus. The coding region runs from base 403 to 2442 and encodes 679 amino acids. NCBI's taxonomy places the organism in Eukaryota, Metazoa, Chordata, Mammalia, Chiroptera, Hipposideridae. Gene Ontology annotation, biological process: regulation of transcription by RNA polymerase II.